UUUAAAGUAUAACGUCGUAGAAUAUCGUGUAAAAGCUAACAUGUUCAAAAUGGGAAAAGUUUUUGUAACUAUUUUGUGUUUGGUUUUAAUAGGAACUCAGAACAUUUCCUGUUUGUACGAGGGCGAGUUGAACAUAUUUUCCAUCCCACCAAACGACAAACUAGAAGUCCUGAAACAAAAUUCCGGCAUCGCGCCCAGCAGCCACGAGCACUACGAGGUCAUCAACAUUGGAAGGACGGAAGUCCUGGCCAAAAUAAAAUACGGAACGACGAUAAACUGGCUGGGGGACGUGGAGUCCUCCACGGUCCUCCCCGGCGAAACCAAGGUUCUAAACAACGGCGGCAAACCGUACUACGUCACAGCUUUGAAGAUCUACAACAGGUCGAAUAAUAGAGCCAUUAUAGUCGCGCACACUGUACCGAACGACGUGGUGCACCAAAAGCAAAAAACCGAGGUCCCUGUUGAUGAGUUGAGCGAGUUUGUCGGGGGCCCCAUCGUGAGGAGUAGCGAGGUUUACAUCCCCAAGCAGGGGGAUAGGUUUGGGGAUGUAUCGCAGCAUUUUUGGCCUGAUAACGAAAACAGCACUUUUGAGUGCGUUAGAGAAAAGCUGGAGAAACUUUUGGACAGCAAAAUAUUGCAAACUGUCAACGGGAUUUUGGAGGGGGAUGUUAAACAAAUACAAGAAAAAAUUAGACAUGUUGAGAGCGAGAUUAACUUCAAAACCAGCAAGGCUGCCUAUCACUACAUGAACUUGGCUAAGGAUUUGGUGGGUUUGGAGAAUAAAUUCGUAUUUGACACUGCUCUAGCAGACAACAGAAGGAUAAAUCUGCACUUGCUACCUUUUUACACCCUGACAGUUUCACUGAAAAUGGCCUUCUACACCUUUGGUAUGACCAACGGUAAAAAAAUCGGCCUAAACCCCAACGAGUUAAGUUUGUACGGGGAACGGUUAUUAAAAGACCACGUCAAUAACUACAUCAAAAAUAUGUACAUAGAACGUGUGAAUAAUGCCUAUGAAAUAAUGGAUCCCAGGAUGAUUUUCAACGGUAUUAUGAACGUAAGAACUUUUAUAGCCCUAAACGGAUUGGAGUUUUUGUCCAUUUGGAACCAAAUGGUUGAAAAACCCCACCUAACGAAACCUCCUUACAUAGAAACAAUCUCGUAUUCGCAACUGUAUGGAAGAGAAACCGGACUCAUAACAAGGGAAGCCAUAAGUCCAGAAAUGACGCAACCUUUGACUCCAAACCUGAUCAACCAAAGGCGCAACCGACUGAGGGGCGUCGAGGUGCACAUAUGGCGCAUCAACGAAGGCACCAAGGAAGCAGGUCCUCCAAAAGUGGGCGGACUAAGACUGGUAUACGAAAACAACGACGAAUAUCAGUUGGGGAGGUCCAGCAACGAAACCGAAAAAAUCGAGUUCAACAACGGCAAGUUAAUUAAGUUGACGGCUUGGGGUAACGGCGCCAUAGACGGGCUGACUUUCCAUUUCGAUAUGGGCAAAGAGGUUUUUGUCGGUACUAUGGAGGAACACGGCGAACAUAGCGCUUUCCAAAUGGAGGGUCACCAUAUUGUUUCCAUGAUGUUGGCCAAUGAUUUGCCCAGCACUGGGGGGCAGGCAGUCAAUAUUGCCGUAGCUUACCAGCCUAUCAACUAGAUAUAUUUAUGUGUUUCAUGAUAUUAUUCUUUUUAAUAAAGUGUUUUUUAUUCAAAUA
Messenger RNA from Brassicogethes aeneus, 1712 nucleotides. NCBI's taxonomy places the organism in Eukaryota, Metazoa, Arthropoda, Insecta, Coleoptera, Nitidulidae. The record is from the annotation of a GenBank genome assembly.